UCAUCUCUCCAAAAGCAAUUUACUUAUAUGUAUUCUAUUUCAUUGAUUCAUAGGAUUUAAAACUGUAGCGAACCCUUAUUUCCAGCAGCGCCGCAUUGCACUGGAGGAUGAACUUGCAAGACGAGCAGCAGACCAACAGCUGACCAAUACAAUCUCACCUGUAUCUGUGCGAUUAGCCCAACUCAUCGACGACGCUAAUCGACUUUUGGGAGAUGCAGAAGGAGAACCGGCACGAUAUAGACCAACAGCAGAGGAGUUGAGUAAUGAAUGCAAGAAUGCCAUAGCCCUUCUGCAGGAUGCACCAAAAUCUCACCCUUCUGUGCAAGCCCUCGAAGCAGUCCUAUCUCCUGCGGAAAGCAUGACCAGAGUUUUGCAAGAACAUGCUGACAACUGGGAUACAUUCCUACGGUUGAGGGAUGAAGCGGACAUGGAAUUAGGCAACUUGAGAGGACCUUUGGAAGAUGUUUCGCAGAAACCACGAAGAUCCACGAAUGAUGCCCAGCAGGAUUUCGAAGCAUUAUCUGCGCAAAGAGAGAAGACUAGUAUUCUUACAGACAAAAUUCGACAACUUCAACAAAUCUGUGAACUACUCGACCCCCUGGAGAGUCCUCGCGCAGACAUUCGCUUCAUUGAUGUUGACACUGAGCAGCUUGAGAAGCAAUACGAUGAUGUGUUAUCUGAUUUAUCAUCGGAGAUUGAAGAAGAGAACCUUCUAUGUGAUUCUAUGGAUCACUUCAACAACGAGAUAAACUCCAUUUCUGACCAAUUGUCCAAGGAGCCUACGAGGGAAAACCUCGAAAAUAUUGAAAAAUUCCAGGUCCCAGCUCUUCGUGCACAAUUAGCUAUGCUGAAGGAAAAACAAGAUGAGGCGAAGAAUUCUCGUAAACAUGUAGAUACAGACUCUUCUCGACUCGCAGCCCUAGAAGAUCGUAUGAAGAACCUUGACUCGAUGCUAGAAGACGCGAAGAAAGCCGCUGAGAGGGACGAA
Messenger RNA from Cylicostephanus goldi, 988 nucleotides. The record is from the annotation of a GenBank genome assembly. NCBI's taxonomy places the organism in Eukaryota, Metazoa, Nematoda, Chromadorea, Rhabditida, Strongylidae.